Messenger RNA from Staurois parvus, 410 nucleotides. NCBI's taxonomy places the organism in Eukaryota, Metazoa, Chordata, Amphibia, Anura, Ranidae. The record is from the annotation of a GenBank genome assembly.
AUGCAGACUGCUUCUACAAACAUUUGUGAAAGACUGUGCAAUAAGUCCAUCCGUGAAAUUUCCUUGCUACUAAAUAUUCCACGAUCAACUGUUAGUGGUAUUAUAACAAAGUGUAAGCAACUAGGAACAAAAGCAACUCAGCCACAAAGUGGUAGGCCACGUAAAAUGACAGAGUUGGGUCAGAGCAUGCUGAAGUGCACAGUGCGCAUAAGUCACCAACUGUCAGCAGAGUCAAAAGCUAAAGACCUCCAAACUUUGUGUGGCCUUCAGAUUAGCAAAAGAACAAUUCAUAGAGAGCUUCAUGAAAUGGGUUUCCAUGGCUGAGCAGCUGCAUCCAAGCCUUACAUUAGCAAAUGCAAUGCAAAGCGUUGGAUGCAAUGGAGGUAAAGCACACUACCACUGGACUCUAG